AUGACGACGACUACCGGCCCUUCGCCGUCCAUGUUCACGCCGCUCGAGUCGCUGCUGCUCUUCCAGUCCAUUCUCAAGCACGGCGUCGAGCCCGACGCCUUUGCACGCAUCGCCACCGUCCUCCAGUCGAAUCCCUUCAUCCGCAGCGACGACCGAUACAAUGCCGACCGCCUGACCGCCGAGUCGCUGCGGCAGCUGUUCCUGCAUCUGCUGCGGUCCGAGUUUGGAGAGGCCGCCGGCGAGAGCGGCGGUGGCAAUGCUGCCAAUGUCAAGAUUGAGCCGAAAGAAGCCAAGGAUGCCAAAGACACGACGCCGAGCGAUGGAAAGAAACGAAAGAUCGACACGCCGCCUCUGCCGGCUGCGCAUGCCGAGCAACUGCCCAUCCUCGUCGAACGCCUCUACGUGCGCUAUCGCGAACAUAUUGUCAACGCUAUCCGCGAGGAUGAGCGGCGCAUAGAAAAGGUCCAGGGGGAGAUUAAGCUUCUCGAACAGCAGGCGGCCGGUGGUGGAGGACGCGGCUCCCAUGCUCGGGCAGCGGAAGCUAAGGCGGCAGCCGCUGCCGCCGCCGCCGCCCAGAACGGACGACAGCAGCAGCAACAGCAACAGCAGACGCAAUACGUCUCUGCUUCUCCCACGCUCGGCAAGAAUGCUGGUCUAGCAGGGGCAGCUAAUGGUGGCAACGCACCCCCAUCUGUUUCCUCGUCGAGGUCUGAUUCCGUGUCCGCACAACCUUCUGCCUCGGCACGGCAUACGCCCGAGCGCCAUCUCACCUCUCUCGGCCAACGCGGCGCUGCACUAAAUGUGCCCCUGCUCCCUGCCACGUCGCGUCCUGCGAACCAACCUCCUACGACGGCAACAGGUGCGCUUGUUUCUGUAUCUACUCCUCCUUCGAUUACAUCCGUCCCGGCUGUGCAGCACGCACAGCAACUACAGCAUGCUCGCACCACGCCACAACUUACCCCUAUUGCUCCCGCUUCCGCCCCAGCCCAGCGCCCCUCGCGAACACUCUCUGUAGCUGCGACACAAUCGACUCAAUCGACUCAAUCUCCUCCCGACAGCAAGCCGUUGCCUGCAGCACCUGCUGGGCAACCUGCCGCGCCUCCUCAGCCUGCGUCCCGGUCCAUCUCCCCCGCUCAACUUCCUCACCCCCCGCCACUCGUACAGCAACAACUUCUGCAACAGCAGCAGACUGGAUUGCCACAAAAUGCCAAUGCCAUCCAGCUACCCCCAAAGGGCGUCACAGGCCCGGUUCCCUCCAGAGCGACGCCGCCCUCCCACACACCGGGCACACAAACACCCAUUCCCAACUCGCCCUCUACAACACAUUCCGCCGCUUCGCAAACCGCGCAACCACUGGCACCUGUGCAAGCGGACCAGCAGCUACCUCUGGCAGCUGGUCCGCAGGCAGGUACGCCACGGCCACUUGUUCCUGCGACACAAAAGCAGACACCAAUUGCUCCGACUCCCCAAUUCCAGCGUAUCCCAGGAGGUCCACCGAUGACCCCCGGCCCGCAGGGUGCUGCAGGUGGUCCUGGUUUGGUACCGCGGCCGCCGUUUCCUGAGCAUGUGCGCGGUGGUCCGCCGUCCCGGACACCGACGCCUGUCCAGUCACCACGACCUGCCUUCCCGCAUACGCCCAUCCAAGGCGUUGGUACUGGCGUGCUUGGGCCGCUGUUCCUUCCACGCGGCAGUGGCACGCGCUGGAAGCCGAGCGAUCCCACACCGUCGACCCCUGGCCCCGACGUUGGCGACAUGGCAAGCCCAGCAUACGAGCCCCUCAGUCCCGUGCAGCCCAGUGCAACAUCCCGCUCCUCGCGCUCAGGCGCGCGUGCUGAAUCGGCCGACUUGGAUAUGGUCGACGACGACGCUGAAGACGACGACGCCUCGCCCGUAUCGCCCUCGGCCGCUGGUUCGUCGGCAGCGGCUCUGCGCCAACCUCGAAACUUGCGGAAGCCGCAGUACCCGGCGUCGCGGUCGGGGCAGACGCCUGACCGCAGUAUGCGUGGACCUGGUCGGCCAUCGAGACAUUCUCGCUCGCAAGGUGAGCGCGGCACCGUGGACGACGAGAGCCAUCCGAUAAAGGCGGAGGCCUCGACACCGAGAGCGUCCUUUGACGAUGUUCACGAUCUGGACGACGAUGACGGCCACUCGCGUGCUGCUCUUAAGAGAAAGCGGGGCGGGGGCGGCGACGAUGAAUCUGUGGACAUAUCCUUCCUCAACACCGCCAGCAACAAGCCUGACCCGUCCGUGGUUGCGCGCCGGCGCCUCGUGGGCGCGCCGACGCCCCCCACACACGUUCUGUGGAUGCGCGGCUUCCCCAAGAUCAGUGCGUCGGCACUCGACCAGAUCAGCAGUCACCGCCAUGCCAACAUGUUUGCACACAAGAUCCGCGACCGCGAUGCUCCUGGGUAUGGCAGCAUCGUGCGCCACCCCGUCGACCUCAAGUCGAUCCGCAUGGCCAUCUCGCAAGGCAACAAGGCCGCCAACACAGCGAUCGCCGCGCUGCCCGAGUCGGAACGCGAGAGCAUCAACAGCAGCAACAGCAGCAGCGUUUGGCUGCCGAUUCAUGCCGACCUCGUUCCGCCGCGCGGCAUCAUCAACAGCAGCCAGCUUGAGAGCGAGCUUGUCCACAUGUUUGCCAAUGCGGUCAUGUACAACCCGGACUCGCACCGUGGACCCGGCCCGGCCUUUUUGGUCGGUGACACCGCAGACGACGACGACGACGACCUCGUAAACAGCACGGGCGGCACCGGCGGCGACAACGCGCGCUACAAGGUGGACGAGGACGGUGUUGUCAACGACACGCGCGACAUGUACGUCGAGGUGGAGAAGCUUCUUAGCGAGAUGCGCUCGGCCGAGCGGCAGCGCGGCAUGCCUGCCCCUCCACCGGGCGCCAAAGGCUUGGAUCUGCCCCUCGACGACAUCGACGUGGUCGGCGUUGUUGGCAGCGGCGGCGCCGAGGGUGCCGACGAGGACGAGGACCGUCCGAACAAGAACGACAGCGACAAGAACGACAAGAACGACAAGAACGACGAAGGCCCCGGUGCGGCCGAUGCUGACGAGGGAUCCGGCACCGCCAAGCGGCGGCGGAUCACGCGAGGUCUGUAA
This is a messenger RNA of Sporothrix schenckii 1099-18, 3108 nucleotides long. RefSeq lists its product as uncharacterized. The transcript has a single exon. Lineage: Eukaryota; Fungi; Ascomycota; Sordariomycetes; Ophiostomatales; Ophiostomataceae. Gene Ontology annotation, cellular component: NuA4 histone acetyltransferase complex. Bases 1 to 3108 code for a protein of 1035 amino acids. Gene Ontology annotation, molecular function: protein binding. The record is from RefSeq and is a predicted model, not a curated record.